Molecule: messenger RNA, 1130 nt
Organism: Closterium sp. NIES-67
Lineage: Eukaryota; Viridiplantae; Streptophyta; Zygnematophyceae; Desmidiales; Closteriaceae
Source: the annotation of a GenBank genome assembly
UUCCUACUGUUUCUUCAACAGCAGAUUAUCUUGGAAGCUCCCACCUCCUGUGGUUCCUGUAUUUCUUAGCUCUGCUGAGAUAGCCAGCUUCUUGCUUCUUGAAGGCUAAGCCUUUCUUGUAGCUUGAACAGCCGGCUGGACCGAAGCCGCCUGCGGCUGCGUGCUCCUACACACGCCGUAGCGCUUUGUCCAACCCUCGCAGUUACCUCUGCAGAUUAAUAGCUAUGUGGAGGCAAGCUGGAGCUCGCCUGUCGCUGGUCGCGCGCCAAUCGCUCCAGCGCAGCCGCUCCGCCGCACUCCCCGCAUGGAAUAGCCUCAUUGCGGAGAGUGCGCCGGCUGCUGCUGGCCGGAGCGUCACAGACAGGCUCGUUCACAGCGGCUGGCUUUCCCAGACCCCCUUCGCCCUCCGCGCUGCCUCUCCCGCAGUGGCUACUAAGGAUGUAUCGGAUGAGCUGGAGCAUGCUACCGGACUCGAGAGGGAGGAGCUGGCUGCUGAGCUGGAGGGGAAGGAGCGCUUUGAGCUGGAGCCUCCUCGUGGACCCUUCGGAACAGAGGAUGCUCCCGCCAUUGUGGAGGCUCAGUUCGACGAGCGUCUCGUAGGCUGCUCUGGUGGCGUCGGCGAGGAGGAGCACGAUGUAGUUUGGUUCAAGCUCUCCAAGGACUCCAACCACUCCUGCAGCGUCUGCAGCCAAGUCUUCAAGCUCAAGGUGGUUGGCCCCGGAGGUAUCCCAGGCCACCACCACUGAUUGGCUCGCUGGAAAUUCAACGGAUGGGAAAUUCCUCGGGAACAUUCUGCGUGGAAGACGGAUCAUUGUUGAGACGACAAUUGGUUCGGGAAUGUGACUUUCAGCAGCAAAGGCUGUGGUCCAUUGAUAAGGUCUCGGAAGAACUUACAUAGGGCUGUUUUGUGCUCAGGAUAUAGGAACAUGAUACCCAACAUCUGUCCGCUGCCCAUUCUUCCACCCACCGCCCAUUUCAUCCAAAUCCAUCUCCACCACCCCCAUCGAUCCCACCGCUCCAGUCGUAUGUAUCUCCAUUUCUGAUUUUCUACUACUAGGACCCGCUUGUCUAUAGAAUGUGUUUAAACUUGUUCCAAGUUCAACAACCAUCGCUGCCUGGUUUGAGCUUUU